GUGAUGGUCAGCGGACUCGGAACGUUUGAAGAAAUAAAUGAGAAAGAAAAACGAAAACGAUUAUUUUCUUCAAGUAUAAAGUUAAUAUAAUAUGUACUCUGAUCUUCUUUUCAACGUUGAUGGAGGCUAUCUCGAGGGUUUAGUUCGUGGCUUUAGAUCUGGAAUUUUAAAACGAACGGACUAUCAUAAUUUGGAGCAAUGCGAAACGCUGGAAGAUUUGAAGUUGCACUUGCAAAGCACAGAUUACGGCAGUUUCUUGCAAAAUGAAGCAGGGCCACUGUCAGUGUCUGUAAUUGAUGACAGGCUUCGUGAGAAAAUGGUCAUGGAGUUUCGUCAUUUGAGAAAUCAAGCUGUGGAGCCUUUGGCUACAUUCAUGGAUUACAUCACAUAUAGCUACAUGAUUGACAACAUCAUUUUACUCAUAACUGGCACUUUGCAUGAAAGAACUAUCUCCGAACUCAUCCCAAAAUGUCAUCCACUGGGAAGUUUUGAAGAAAUGGCCUCCAUCAACAUAGCAGGGACACCAGUAGAGUUGUACAAUGCUGUCCUGGUCGAUACACCACUUGCUCCAUUCUUUGUGAAUUGCAUAUCUGAACAAGAUUUGGACGAGAUGAACAUUGAAAUUAUAAGAAAUACAUUGUACAAGACAUACCUCGGAAGUUUCUACAAGUUUUGUGAAGAUCUUGGUGGUGUCACGGCUGAAGUCAUGUGUCCAAUCUUACAGUUUGAAGCGGACAGACGAGCGUUCAUGAUCACCAUCAAUUCUUUUGGCACCGAACUAAGUAAAGAUGACCGCGUUAAGCUGUUUCCAACCUGUGGUAAACUUUACCCAGAAGGACUUGCGAUGCUUGCUAAAGCUGAUGAAUACGAUCAAGUAAAAGUGGUUGCCGAAUAUUAUGCGGACUAUCGACGGCUAUUUGAUGGCGCUGGUACGAACCCCGGGGAAAAGACUCUGGAAGACAAAUUCUUCGAACACGAGGUAAAGUUGAACACUCUCGCUUUCGAGCAACAGUUCCAUUUCGGUGUCUUCUACGCUUUUGUGAAAUUGAAGGAACAGGAAAGUCGAAAUAUCGUUUGGAUUGCCGAAUGCAUUGCGCAGCGCAAUAAAGCGAAAAUUGAUAAUUAUAUUCCCAUAUUUUGAAUCGGGCAAAAUUUAAACUGGAUGCGACAUUUCUUAGAAAUUGAACGCGAAUCGUUAUUGAUUUUCAAAUGCGAGUAUAUUGACAUAUAAAUAACAUAAUUGAACGUGUAAUUUGUUAUUCAUAUCUUAUAAUCAUCAUUGUUAUAAAAUAUGACAAACAGGAAAAUAAAUUUAUCUAUUAGUAUA
Molecule: messenger RNA, 1327 nt
Organism: Xenia sp. Carnegie-2017
Lineage: Eukaryota; Metazoa; Cnidaria; Anthozoa; Malacalcyonacea; Xeniidae
Product: V-type proton ATPase subunit d 1-like
Exons: 7
Coding region: 92-1141 (349 amino acids)
Biological process (GO): proton transmembrane transport; vacuolar transport; vacuolar acidification
Cellular component (GO): plasma membrane proton-transporting V-type ATPase complex; early endosome; proton-transporting V-type ATPase, V0 domain
Molecular function (GO): proton-transporting ATPase activity, rotational mechanism
Source: RefSeq, a predicted model, not a curated record